This is a messenger RNA of Trypanosoma grayi, 297 nucleotides long. RefSeq lists its product as hypothetical. NCBI's taxonomy places the organism in Eukaryota, Euglenozoa, Kinetoplastea, Trypanosomatida, Trypanosomatidae. The transcript has a single exon. The coding region runs from base 1 to 297 and encodes 98 amino acids. The record is from RefSeq and is a predicted model, not a curated record.
AUGGCCGUCGCCUCCGUGAGUGUCUGCGCCUCCGACACGCGCCAGCGGUGCAUGGCGAGCUGCGACGACAUGACGGCCAUCGUCAGCACGUUGGCGGAGAGGAGCAUCGCGUGCGAGCGGUCGCCGCGUCGCGGGAUUUUGCGCUGCAGCUCCACCAGUGCAUCCAUCUGUGUGAUGCGCUCGUCGCGUGUUUUGGUGCCAUGCAUGAGCACCUUCUCCAUGGCGUCGUUGUGCAGCAGCUGCUCAUACGCGGCGUCGCGCUCCGACUCGCGUUGCUUCUGCUGCGUCUGGUGGUAG